This is a messenger RNA of Tigriopus californicus, 3169 nucleotides long. RefSeq lists its product as uncharacterized. The coding region runs from base 266 to 3118 and encodes 950 amino acids. Gene Ontology annotation, biological process: snRNA 3'-end processing. The transcript has a single exon. The record is from RefSeq and is a predicted model, not a curated record. NCBI's taxonomy places the organism in Eukaryota, Metazoa, Arthropoda, Copepoda, Harpacticoida, Harpacticidae. Gene Ontology annotation, cellular component: integrator complex.
CCCAAAUCUCUCCUUGAUAGGUUGAACUAGGUUGAACUCGAGGGCUUGUCAGAGAAAACCCACUCCCACGGCCUAGCCCACGCCCUCUAGGUUGAACCACUGGUUGAACCUAGGGACGCUAGGGACCCUGGAUGCAUGCACCCACUGAGAUUGGACAAUUGGUGUGCGAUACACGCCUGACGCUCGCGGUUCGUUCAUUGCCGUGCAUUCUUCGCCUGGGACUUGGGUCCGGAUUCGGGCCAGCCCCACCCAUCACUGCCCCAUCAUGGAUACGCCCACGCUCGAGUACCUGCUCAACCCGGACAUUUUAACGUCCAAACUAGCCCACAUGAGCGAGGACGAGGCCCUCCAAACCCUCAAGACUUUGCUCACCGUCCUCCAGAUGGAGAAGGCCAAGAUGCCCCAUCCCAGCAGUGCCACCAUACCGCCCACGCCCCAUGCCAGCCCCCACGCUUCGCCCCACCCGCACCUGGACUCGCCAGUGGGCAGUCCUUUGCCGGCCGACAGCUCGGAGGGUGGGGCCGGGAUAUUACCGCCGUCGCCGGGCGUGUCGGAAUCGCUGGCUCUGUCUACCCGCAAACAGUUGCUCCUCCAACGGAUGGUGCUGCAAAUCACGGCCCAAUUGGAUUGGCGCCUGGGCCUGCUGGACCGUGAGCUGCCCUUGGCCUUGCAGCAGCAGCUCAUGGACACGUUGGUCACGGCCGCCUCCGUCCAAUCCAUCAUCGCCCAACUCCGCUUGGAGAACGUCGAGAGCUCGCUCUCCGGAUUGAACACGCGCUCGGGCCUAUUCGCCCUGACCUUCUUCUUCCGCUGGACCAUCCGUAGUUUGGCCGUGCUGCGGCUACCCUCGCCCACCGGGGCCAAGGCGCUGAUCUACGCCUCGCCAUUCCGUCAUCUCAAAUUGCCCAACAUGUCCACCGUGGUUGGGGCCGAUCCCAACAUCAACGAUAUCCUGUUCAAUAUCGCCAAAGUGGCCCUCCGGUCCCUGCAAUACUUACUGGGCGUGACACCGGCCUUUGACUCGAUCCCCUCGCCCAGUUCGUUCUGGUUGGAAAAAGGCGGACUCACUUGCACCGACGCUGAUUGGUCGCCCCGCCCCAAUGUCAACUGGACUUCGGCCAUUCUCUACGACUUGGCCUUGCACUACGUCAAUAACGAGGAAUAUACUCAGAGUCACCACAAACUCCAGCUGCUCAUGAAGAUCCCGGACCACCAGCUAUCGCCCGACGUGGACCUGAACAUUUAUCAAGGUCUCAAAUUAGCUGUAGGUCAACGCGAGUUCGAGCCUCCACCCUUCGAUGCCGACAAUCAUGAGGCCAUGACUACCAUGAUGCGGGCUGUUCGCCAGCAAAAACGCCCCUUCUUCUGGCACUCGCACAUCGAACGCGCCGCUUCCUACUACCAACACGGGCAAGCCCGGGACAUGAUUCAAUACAACGCCCACAUCCGCAUUCGCGACUCUUGUCCACCCAACUACGACACGCUCGCCAUUUCGAAUGAGGACUAUGAAGCGUCCCACCCCGAGAAGGCCACCGCCGACUCGCGGAAAGACGAGAUCUUCGCCACUUUCAAUGAUCUCGAUUCGUGUCACAGCCUGUUGUUCUCGUCGGAGAAGCCAAACUUCUCCUCGUCCCACGUCUACGAGCCUCGUUCCAAACGUGCCAAACUCAAGAAACGCGUGCUCUUGGCCAAUUUGUUCCGUGCCACGAAGCCGGAGAAACUGAGUAAGCUCGUGAACGAUACGAACAAGGUGCAGCCGGUGCUUAGAGCCACGACACGGUGGUCCGUGGACUCGGUGAAUCCUCAGGAGAUUUUGGCUACUCUGAAUCGAGGCGGAAAAGACACCAAUGUGGACUUUGUGUUGCUGUCCAAGGUCAAUCAAUUGCUCAACAUCAACCAGACAGUGGAGGCUCGAGCCUUGCUCAAACUCGUGGAAGACAAGAACUCGAAGGGACUGGCCGGAGCAUUGCGGAACAUUCAGUUUCAGGUUCUCUCGGCCGAGUUGUGUCACUUCUUCGUCGAGAAGAAACUCGCCCCCAAUGAUCUCGUGUCGAAAUGCCGAGAAACCCUCACCAAUCUGAGGCUGCUCUUCACCGAUAUUCAGACGCAUCACUUGGACAAUUGUCUCGUAACUCUGAUCAACCGCGAAGAUUGGGAGUUCAUCAUGACCUUGGAAGAGCCCCGUUGGCUGAUGCUUCAGAUCACCCAGCUCCUCAUCACCAUCACCAACAUGGCUCGAAAUGGCACCACCAACUUGAGCCUUCAGCGUCAAAGUGAUUUGAAGCGAAGCUGUCAAACCCUCGCCGAGCUCAUUUGCCCGCUUCUUCAAUCAUCGGGAAAGCGAGGCCGAGGCGCCGAAAUUGUGGUGGGCAAGCAAUCUGAGAAGCAAAUCCUCGUCAACUAUCUGGUCAAGAUUCACCACCCUGAGAUCCUGAACAUCGUAGCCUCGAUUCUAAUCACGUUGUACAAGUACUCCAAUGACGACACCACUCUGAAGGUGGCCCAUGGAUUCCCCACCCUUCCAUUGUCGGCUGUGGGCAUUCAGACCAUCGGUUUAAGUCCCGACCAAUUCGUGAACCUAGUACAACAAUUGGCUGAGCGAGCCCAUCCUCACGACCUGAUCCAAUGGACACGCCUCCAAGGUGAAUUGCAGUUCUCAGUGGGUAGUUAUGCCUCGGCCUUGCCCUAUUACUUGGAGUCACUCAUCGUUCAAACGCACUUUUGUCAAAAGGCGCCACCUUCACUCUCUAUGGAUCAUGAUGACCAGACGUUGCCGCACAUGGUCAAGUGUCUGCGGGAAUUAGGCUGCCAUUCCUUUGCCGUGGCUCUCUGUCAGUGUAUGCAUGACGUCGACUAUUGUCUGGCUUUCAAAAGCUUGGAAGAGAGGCAGAGUAAUGAUGCCAUGGACGGUUUGUAUUCCAAGAUGUGGGACACCACCAUUCUGGAAUACGCCGUGUCAAUGCACACGAAACGGGGAGAACAAUCGCGCAAGAAGAGCGCCUUGGAGAAGAUCGCUUCCUUGGAAGUAAACACAAACAAUAACAUGGAGAUCUUACGAGAAGUGGCUUUGAACCGACGAUCCCAACUCGUGCGGUGUCUUUGCUUAAAGUUUCUAUGAUACAAGUCAGCUCCCAUCAUGCUGGAGAGGUGAAUGAAUGAACGAACGAAC